Molecule: messenger RNA, 2232 nt
Organism: Lichtheimia ornata
Lineage: Eukaryota; Fungi; Mucoromycota; Mucoromycetes; Mucorales; Lichtheimiaceae
Exons: 8
Coding region: 1-2232 (743 amino acids)
Biological process (GO): DNA-templated transcription; regulation of DNA-templated transcription
Cellular component (GO): nucleus
Molecular function (GO): DNA binding; zinc ion binding; DNA-binding transcription factor activity, RNA polymerase II-specific
Source: RefSeq, a predicted model, not a curated record
AUGAACUCUGAUUCCAACAACGAUGAACACCAUGAGCACCAUGCUGGUCGGAAACGAUUAAGAGCAACACAAGCAUGUGUGAUAUGUAGGAAAAAGAAGAUCAAAUGCGACGGCACCAAACCCGAAUGCAAUCACUGCCGAGAUUCCAAUACGCAAUGCGAAUACACAGAGAGCAAGAAACGUGGACCAAGGAAAGGAUACGUGCAAAUGUUGGAGGAACGACUCGCACAAAUGGAACGACGUAUCAUACAACUUGGUGGUCCUUCAGCAUUACCGGUUGUCACUGAAGCUGAUAUCAAUCACAGUACAAGUCCGAGGAAUGGACGUAGUACAAUCAAAGUGGAUGACAAUUUACCGCCCAAAGAAACAAUCAUGCAUCUGGUCGAGCUCUUUUUCAAAUACAUCAACUCAGUCUUUCCUAUUGUUCAUCGAGCCACACUCACGAAGCAGAUCGAAGAUGGUACAGUGUCGAGGCCAUUGUUAUGGAGUGUAUUGGCAAUUGGUGCUCGUUAUUCCGACGAUCGCAAUAUCAAGACGGAUCCACCCUACUGGGCCGGCGAACGAUUUGCAGCCAAAGCCACUGCUUUGAUUGAUGGCAGCCUAUUGGAACCCACAUUGCCCAAUCUACAAUUUUGGGGUAUCAUGGCAUGUCUUGAAUAUGGUCGUGCAUCGGGAGCAAAGGCAUGGAUUUAUGCUGGUUUAGCCGUAAGAUUUUGUCAGGAACUGGGAUUGAACAAGGAGGAGACUUUGAGCACACCGAUCCUGUCAAAGGAUGGUACCGUGGAUACGGUUGCCAUGGCAAUGCGACGUCGCAUUUUUUGGAGUUGUCUUGCUAUUGACAAGUUUUCAAGUGCUGGCACCAAUCGUCCACAAGGUUUCCAAAAGAUAGACGUCGAUGCCAAUCCACCCAAUAUUCCGGAGAGCCUUGUGUUGCGUGAUCCCACCCAAAACAUUUCAGUAUCCGGCAAGCCGAUUUCAUCCAACAAGCAAACGGUGAAUGAUUCAUUGCUUGAUGCCACACGACAUUAUCUCAAGAUUGUACAAUUAUUUGGCGAAGUCAACAGCAUCAUGAAUCGUGCCAAGAGUGACUCUUCAUGCAUUGUGUGGCCACCUGUUCCCGAAUACAAUGGCUUGGAUACCAGUCUAAGGAAUUGGCGAGAUAAUCUACCGGAUCAUCUUCAAUUUACAACGGUCAAUGUCGAGAAGCACAAAGAUCAUGCUGGUCUCAAUUCUUUCAACACAUGGUUAUCAAUGCAUGCUGUAUGGUGCUCAUCGUUGAUGGUUUUACAUCGUGGAAGUCUUGCCUAUGGUGAUAUUCGAUCAGUGGAUGUGGAUCCUGGUAUAUAUCGUGCUAUACAAUCAAGCAUUGAAACGUGCAAAGUCAGCGUGCGAACAGCUGCUGGUGUAUUCAGGGCGAUGCGUGAUCUAUGUGGUGCCAACAUUCUCCCUUUUAUGGGUUACUCAGCAUACGUCUUUGCCACUGUGCUUAUGACAUCCACAUUUUCCAAGGGUCCUGAAGCAUGCAGGAGGAGUAGUACAGCAUUAAGGAUAUUGUACGACCUCAUUGAUUCACUUAAACCAUAUUGGCCAAUGUGCGAGCGAUUGGCGAAUACAGCAAGUGAUUUAUUGGUUGCACAUAGCCGACUUUAUCAGCCUACGAGCGAACGUCAAGGAUUCCCAUAUGAUAGUCAAGACAAUACAACAGCUGCUCUUUAUUCUCAACCAGCUCCUCCACCACCACAACAACAUUCACCAUCAGCAGCAGCCAUGAUGGGUACUUCAACACAAAGUAAUACAACGCCACCCACAUCGAGCGCCCCGAAUGACAUACCAUACAACACAAUGGCCACAUUAUCACAUGCACCACCACCAACAUCGGCACCUGCACCCAUGGAACAAAAUACCAUGACAACAACAACAACAGCACCACCACCGCCACCGCCACCAGCAGCAGCAACUGAAAUUCCGCAACAGUCAUUCCAAUCUAUUCUAGCAAGCGACUUUUCCAAUUCACAACAGCUAAACAUCGACUUUGACAGCCUUGAUUUUCUCAAUGAUAGCGCACUCUUUGGACAGAUCAUGUUUGAUGCUCGACCUAAUAUGGUACCCAACACCUUGUCCAAUGCGUUCGCUUAUCCUACAAUGCAAAACUUUACGCCUGAUACCAAUACAGCGUCCCCAGCCAUGCAGGGAUACGCCCCACCUCAGCCUGAAGCAUGGGAUACUCAAUAG